This is a messenger RNA of Chaetomium strumarium, 1372 nucleotides long. RefSeq lists its product as uncharacterized. Lineage: Eukaryota; Fungi; Ascomycota; Sordariomycetes; Sordariales; Chaetomiaceae. The record is from RefSeq and is a predicted model, not a curated record. The transcript has 3 exons. Bases 319 to 909 code for a protein of 196 amino acids.
CAGGAGAGGAGGUGCCCUGCGCCGCACCCUUACCGCCGACCUCAAGGCAUCCGGCUCCCUUAAUGCCGGGCUUUCCUAGGGCUGAGAUUGGAAAUCUGGGUUCUCCUCCCUUGCUCCGAUCAUCGAUCUUCGCUGUCGCCUCUUCCCAAGCUAAACUGGGAGUAUCCAUCAACGAGUACAACAGGCCGAGCUAUACCGGGAAUGCUUCUUUCGACCCUGUGACUGGGAGACAACACCAGACCUCGCCUCAUCGCGCUGAAGAGUCGGAGACACGGUCGGCGAAGAACCCGCGGGCGGGGAACGGUCAUCGAGACUAGAAUGGAUGUCGAACGGGGAAGAUGCGUUCCGCGAGUCCGGGGGAUCGGGCAGCACGGGGCCACGUUCAGCUGGCUGCAAGUUCUCGGGCGUUUCUUGUCCAUGUUGUUCGCCCUCGGGGCGCUGGCCUUCAUCGCCUGGCUGUACAACUACUGGAGGGCAGAGCCCACGACCAGGGUGGAUGUUCUGUUCCCGUCGUUUUUCCCGAUCAUACUCGGUGCGAUGGUCGACGCGUACGAGCUGGUGUCGCUCCUCUUCUUGCGUCGGAGACGAGCGAUCAACCCGGUGGCAGUCUGCUUCGAUGUCGCGUUGAUCGGUUGCGGGAUCUUCUGCUUUCUUGUUCUCGGCAUGGUCGACAGGGGAGUCGGGGAGCGACGAGGGUACUGGUUUGCUGACAUGAGGAACGCCAUGGUCUUUAUGAUAAUCUUCAGUGGCAUACACGCGGCCUUCAUCAUCUUGGCUGCUGGCGGGGUUGUCUCGGUGUACUUCUCGACUAGCAAGGCUCGUCACGAUGCUCAGCUGGCACGGAGUCAAGCUGAGAUGGUCCAGUUCAACGAGAGGCGGCGGCAAGCUGGCCCGCUGAUGGGGCAAUGACAGGUUGUGGUGGUGCUGCCUCCUGGAUAGGGGCAGGGCCACUUUAAAACAAGAGAUCUGCAGGAAGGAAAGUUAUUGAUCUUUAGCUAUUUGUUGCAUCUAAGGGUGCAGUUGAGACGGGCUGGUCAUUCUUACCUUUUUCAUUUGCAUUGGCUGUCACGCAAGCGGCAUAGACCUCGGAUGGGAGAAAGGGGGACCGUGCCAGGCUACGGUCCGGAAGUCACUUAACACGAACAACUACACCUACUGGCUCAAGAUGCCAAUUCGGGUGCACCAGCCUGUGUCUGGGGUCGUGGAGCCAGCGCUCAUGAUUCAUCAUCUGCAAGCUGCCAGUGCAGAUAAUCCUUGACCACCAGUUAUGUAAGGUAACGGAUAUUGUGGCCCGGAUAUCUACUGGAACAGAAGACAUGAUGUUGAUUGAGGAUUUGUUUCUCGUAUUUCUAUUGCACGAACUAAGGUAGGC